AGUAACCUCUGAACAGACCUCGUAAUCGAUUACAGAUUCAAUGAUCCUGCUAGCUGCUACCCACGCUUUAAUUUAACCAUGGAGCAAUCUGUGAGUUCAUUACAAGAGCAAGCUUUGAAAAGGAAAGAAAGGUUAAAAGCUCUAAGAGACCGGCAACUUCAAGGGCGGGCACCUGAGGAUGGAGAGCCUGAUAGCAAAAGAGCUCUAGAGGGAUCUGAGGCAGAAGAGAGACACAGAGAGCUGAAGCUGAGGAAUUACACCCCAGAGGAUGAGGAGCUGAAGGAGAGACAGGUGCCCAAAGCAAAACCAGCAUCAGUGGAAGACAAGGUCAAAGACCAGCUGGAAGCUGCAAACCCAGAGCCUGUGAUUGAAGAAGUGGAUCUGGCCAAUCUUGCCCCAAGGAAACCAGACUGGGAUCUGAAGAGGGAUGUUGCCAAAAAGCUUGAGAAAUUAGAGAGACGAACACAGAAAGCCAUUGCUGAACUCAUACGUGAACGGCUUAAGGGCAGCGAAGAGGAGUUGGCAGGAGCAGUCGGAGCAGUUAGCAUCGAAGAGGGAGACUCGGAUUGAGUCUAUGUUGGAGAAUGAGUUCCUGCACAACAGAUUUUUUUUUUUCUCAGUUUUUCAGACAUAAUCAGUGUGUGUAAAAUGGAAAUCUUAUGCUGAGCUCAGCAUGCUUUUGCACACACAACCAGAUCAGGUGUGACAGAGAGAAGACACCGAAAGAAUGAGUGAUGUACAUGUGUUUUUGAGAAAAAACUGUUAUGUUUUGUUGCGGAAUGUGGUGAAGAUGGAAGUCUUUUUUUUUUUAUUUUCUUUUUUUUAUUGUUUAUAAGUAAAACAAAGUCUUAUUUCUGCCUCUUUGGCCCUUAUGAUCAACAUCAGUAAUCUUUUUUUUUUUUUAUACAGAAGUUGAGUGCUGUUAAAUAGUGGGUAGAUUCACACUGUCAUGUUGUCUCUCCUUUUUCAUUAGUAUUCCAAUUAAAUGGGAAUUCCAAAAUCAGACACAACAGUGAGGAUACAGAACAUUAUAAAGCAAGAGAACAGUACUUGUGUCUAAGCAGCUAAAAUUGCAGUACAUCAUUUUGGUUUUCAUUUUAUUUCAUUAUAUCAUCAUUUAAAAUAUUAUUUUUUUAAGUUAGAAUAAAUUAGCUUAAGUCCUUUACCCAAAUGUCCAAAAGAGGUGUUAAAUCAAUCUCAAUUAAGUAAUAUUUCAAAGUCCUUUUUCAGAUUUAAAAUGAUUCUGCCAUGAUUUAAGAGAUUUUCAAAGCAAAAUUGAUCAAUGUGAAAUGUGUGGUUAAUCAAGAGUAGAGUUAUGGCAAAUCGGUAGAGGCACAACUAAUUUCAAAAGCAAAACAAUCAGCCUGCACAUUUUUUGGUUAAAUGACAGGUUAUACUAUGGACAAAGCAGCUACAGUAGUUUUGCACUGAAUGCACAAAUCUUUGACAAUAAAGUGCAUUCCCUUCCUCCCACAUUAAUUUUGCUAGAACUAAGAAGCUGAAUGUCAAAUGACACAUCAAACAUUACAAGAGGUUAAUACUCUAUAUCAUUCAAUUUAAUGCAUUUUAAAUAUAUUGAUAUUAUAGUGUUGUCUUACUAGCUAUUGGUUGUAAAUUCACAAUAAUGUGAAACAGUGUCCAGCACAGUAACUUUCUUGGGCCAAAAAAAAGAAAAAUUAGAUUCACCCACUAAGAGGUGCUAUUGCAUUAAAAGCCUGGGUUCAAGCAAACUCGCAAAUGCUGAUCUCAUAUAGUUGGAUUUGAACUCAAUGUUUUCCACAUGUCCUCUACACCUAGCACAUGAUUAAGGACAAAUUGGCUAGUUCCAGGGCUACACAUACAGUGCAUUCAGACCCCUUUAUUUUUUCACAUUUUGUUAUGUUGCAGCCUUGUGCUAAAAUGGCUUAAAUCAUUUUUUUUUUCACAUCAAUCUAAACUCCAUACCCCAUAAUGACAAAGAAAAAAACAGAUUUUUGAUAACUUUGCAAAUGUAAUAAAAAGACAACUGAAAUAUCACACUGGCAUAAGUAUUCAGACCCUUAACUCAGUACUUAGUUGAAGCACCUUUGCCAGCAAUUACGGCCUCAAGUCUUUUUGGGUAUGAUGCGACAAGCUCUGCACACCUGGAUUAGGAGAUUUUCAGCCAUUAUUCUCUGCAGCUCCUCUCAAGCUCUGUCAGGUUGGAUGGGGACCGUCAGUGGACAGCCAUUUUCUGGUCUCUCCAGAGAUGUUCGAUUGGCUUCAAGUCCGGGCUCUGGCUGGGCCACUCAAGGACAUUCUCAGAGUUGUCCCUAAGCCACUCUUGUGUUGUCUUGGCUCUGUGCUUAGGGUCAUUGUCCUGUUGGUAGGUGAACCUUCGGCCCAGUCUGAGGUCCUGAGCACUCUGGACCAAGUUUUCAUUAUGGAUAUCGCUGUGUUUUGCUGCGUUCAACUUUCCUUUAACUCUGAUCAAUCCCCGCCGCUGAAAAACACCCCCACAUCUUGAUGCUACAGACACCAUGCUUCACAGUUGGGAUGGUAUUGUGUAGGUGAUGAGCGGUGCCUGGUUUCCUCCAGACAUGACACUUGGAACAGACCAGAGAAUCUUGUUUCUCACAGUCUGAGAUUCCUUUAGGUGCUUUUUUGUGUCUUGCAUUGAGGAGAGGCUCCCGUCUGGCCACUCUGCCAUAAAGCCGAGAUCGGUGGAGUGUUGCAGUGAUGGUUGUCCUUCUGCAAGUUUCUCCCAUUUCCACACAUGAUCUCUGGAGCUCAACCAGAAUGGCCAUCAGGUUCUUGGUCACCUCUCUUACCAAGGCCCUUCUCCCCCGAUUGCUCAGUUUGGCCAAGUGGCCAGCUAUAGGAAGAGGCCUGGUUGUUCCAAACUUCUUCCAUUGAAGAAUUAUGGAGCAGUGUUUCCCAUUAAUCACCUAGACUGUGGUGGCCUGCCACAGUUUCAUAAUGAACCGAAAAUAUUUGUACACUUCUCAUAAUAACAUAAAAGAUCUCUAAUGUUGUGUUUUGUGCCGACAAAGCAGCGCAAUUUGAGUAACUUAACACUUUGUAUCCUAAGGGUCUUAACUUUGAUUUUGAUAUCCAUCCAUUCUUGUGACUUAUUGACUUUUUGGAUAACGUUUACCUUUGUAUCGGUGUUUGUAUUUGUUUGACUUUGACCUGUGUCUAAUAUUUGCUGUUUUAAAUGAUUUUGCUUAAAUUGUGACAUUUAUAAUCAUGUGAUUCACUGAUGUUUGUGAAUUGUUUGUAUUUGUGGGAGACUGGUGUAUGUUUUGCUGACGUUUGAACUAAUUAAUUGUUCUCAUUAAAUUAGAUUGAUUGAUCAUGAGAGAACUGACCCUGAUUAUUAACCUGUGAACAUAAAGAAGUGUUUGGUUGUAACAAAAGUACUUAAAUUGAUGUGUGCCUGGUGAAGAUCAUUCUGAUUGAAACGUUGCUGUGAUUUUUAAAUUAAUAAAAGGGAAUAAUUAAAUAG
Molecule: messenger RNA, 3466 nt
Organism: Myxocyprinus asiaticus (Chinese sucker)
Lineage: Eukaryota; Metazoa; Chordata; Actinopteri; Cypriniformes; Catostomidae
Product: coiled-coil domain-containing protein 12-like
Exons: 7
Coding region: 79-570 (163 amino acids)
Cellular component (GO): U2-type spliceosomal complex; post-mRNA release spliceosomal complex
Source: RefSeq, a predicted model, not a curated record